Spinacia oleracea (spinach) is the source of this 1791-nucleotide messenger RNA. RefSeq lists its product as uncharacterized. The record is from RefSeq and is a predicted model, not a curated record. Lineage: Eukaryota; Viridiplantae; Streptophyta; Magnoliopsida; Caryophyllales; Amaranthaceae. The transcript is spliced from 4 exons. Bases 94 to 1236 code for a protein of 380 amino acids.
ACCACAUUGAUUUCCUCUCUUUUAGUAUAAUAUAUAGAUAGAUAGAUUCUUUUGCAGCCGAAUGAUAUUAUAGCAGCUGAAUCUGAGGGAGCUAUGGCAAUAGGAGUUUGCACUGGUGUUUUCGGAAAGGAGGAGCUGGAGCAAGUCAGCAAUGGAGGUGCAUCCUUCGACACAGUUGGUGUCGGUGCUGAAGCCAUAGAGAAGACUGCUGUGCUGCUGGGAAUUCCUCUAAAGGACAGAGCCUUUGUCGGCACCAAGUUCGAGCGCGAAGAGCCUCAAGAAGAAGAGAUCUCUGAACCUGUGAGCAUGUCGACAUCAACAGGAACUGGCCCCUCGACUCGUUCUGGCAAGGCCCCCUCUGCGGAUGCGCUGCUGAAGAAGCGGCUCGAGUCGAUGGGGAAUAUGUCUCGAGCCAAACCCAUCACCAUGUUGUCGCCUCCGAAGCCGCCAAAGACUUCAACGGACACCACGGUGAUAGGGGAGACCAGCUUGCUCAUGCCUGCUGAGAAGAAACUGCCACCUCCGCCUCGGAAGAGGAAGUUUGUAGUGGAGUUCCCCGACGACUAUGGGUCGACAGACGCGCCAAGGGUUCAGCUCUGGCCCGAGGUUGAUUGUCUGUGGAUGCCGUCAAGCCGGGAGCGUCAAGAGACCUUGUCCCCAGUUGCUGCAACUGUUGAGAGCGUCUCGGAUGCCUGGAGGUCCCUGCAAUCUGCUUUAGCCACACGUCAUCAUGUCAUAAUGUUAGAAGAUCAAAUAGUAAAAUUGAAAAACGACAUGAAGAAGGCAAAGCAGGAGGCUGGUCGUCUUGGCGAUGUGGCCAAGGAGGCGACGGCAAGGGCUGAGGCGCUGCAGGUGAGUCAGGAGAAGGGGGCUGCUGAGGUCGCGCAGCUGAAUGCUGAGAAGGAGACGCUGGUUGUCCAAGUUGACGAGCUGAAGACGUCUCUCUCCAAAGUCAAGGCGAGGAUUUACGAGUUUGCUGGUUGCUACACAUGGAAAAUGAAGGCCGAGAUGAUGGAGGAGUUCAAGGCGGGAAAACAUGUGGACUGGACUCCUGACGAGGACAUUUCUCAGUUUAACACUGCAUUCCCCGAGGACUAUAUCCCCCCUGGUGCCGUUAGCGAUGAAGAGGACGUCGAGGAGGGUGCAACUGCAACCAGCCCCGAUGUCGAGACGAUGGCGGCACCAGGCGAUGGAGAACAAGGGGAGAAUGCAGGCCCAGCAGACCAUCAGGAGUAGUUCUGUCCCCCCUCCUUAAAAAAUUAAGUAUUUGAAUGUGGUGUUUGUCAAACAAUGGUUUCUUUUGUUUUUUAAACAAUGUGUUUGUGUGUUCGGCCUUUGGGAAGGUCGAAAAAAUAUUUGUGGCUGUGUUUCGCCUUGAAGGCGGCAGUCUUUUGGAUGUUUUUGGGCUUGUCCAAGGGGACAAGUCAUGUAAAUAUUUGUGUGGGUUUCCAAUCUUUGUGUUUGCUUGUUUGUGUUUGGAAAAAAUGUGUUUUGUUUUUGCAGGUUGGGCACAUACCUCAAGAUCGACUUUGGCGACGCCUCCAGCCUGUCAGAGAAGAAUCUGCAAGAUGUAAACUGUAGAAAAUGUAUAACUGUAUUCCAUUGUAUGUGUAUUGUACAUUGUAGUGUACCAGGCGUUUUUGUAAUGGCCUAAAUUGUGUUUUGUAAUUUGUACAGUUGUUUUUCACGCAUUUUGUAUGGCCCAACUCGUAAGAUGUAAAUUGUAAAUGUAAGCUUCGUAACAUGUAAUGUAUACAAUCAAGUAUGAAUAAAACAAACGUUUAUUUCUCA